AUGGCUGCUGUAGAAAGGAAAGAUGUAGUUAUCCUCCAUCAGUUGAAGAGAGGCAAAAUCACGCCAUGUAUCUCUCCAUUUGCUCUCAAAUUAGAAACUUACCUCCGCAUGGCCGGCAUUCCGUACCAGAAUGAUUUUGAAGAGCCAAUGGGACCCAAAGGUAAAACACCUUGGAUUACAUUGAACGGAAAGAAGAUGGGCGACUCUCAGCUGUGCAUUGAAUUGCUAUCCGAAACGUUUCACAAGGACUUGAGCCCUCAUUUAUCAAUUGAAGACAAGGCGAUCGCGAGAGCGUUUCAAAUCAUGGCGGAAGACCAUCUUUAUUGGGUCAUGUUGGUGUGGCGAUGGAUUUACAAUGGAGGCAGUUCUUUACCUCUCAUUCAAACUGAUUUGCAUUUCGCUGUUCGUUAUUUACGACCCAUCGUAGUGAGCAGAGUGAGAUCUCAAGUUUCAGCUCAAGGCAUUGGCCGUCAUAGCCAAUCGGAAGUGAUGGAAAUGGGGUUGAAGGAUCUGCGGGCCAUUUCUAAUUAUCUAGGGACGAAGCCAUUUUUGAUGGGGGACCAACCGAUUGAAGUCGAUUGCGCCAUAUUUGGAAUGUUAGCCCAAAUCUUGUGGAACAGUCCGGGCUGCCCUUACGAGCCCCUUUUCAUCGGUGAAUUGAUUAAUUUAAAAGGAUAUUGCGAACGAAUGAAGGAAAUGUUUUGGCCUGAUUGGAAUCAAUGUCUAAUCCCUGCUAAUCCCUUGGUAUAA
Messenger RNA from Daphnia carinata, 750 nucleotides. RefSeq names its product failed axon connections homolog. NCBI's taxonomy places the organism in Eukaryota, Metazoa, Arthropoda, Branchiopoda, Diplostraca, Daphniidae. Gene Ontology annotation, cellular component: cytoplasm. The transcript has 4 exons. The record is from RefSeq and is a predicted model, not a curated record. Bases 1 to 750 code for a protein of 249 amino acids.